Molecule: messenger RNA, 5713 nt
Organism: Lagenorhynchus albirostris (white-beaked dolphin)
Lineage: Eukaryota; Metazoa; Chordata; Mammalia; Artiodactyla; Delphinidae
Gene: MMS22L
Product: MMS22 like, DNA repair protein
Exons: 24
Coding region: 1-3738 (1245 amino acids)
Biological process (GO): replication fork processing; double-strand break repair via homologous recombination
Cellular component (GO): nuclear replication fork
Source: RefSeq, a predicted model, not a curated record
AUGGAUAACUGUCCCGCUGCGUCGACGUUCCUGACCGACAGCUUGGAGCUGGAGCUGGAGACAGAAUGGUGCAAACCCCCUUGCUUUUCUUGUGAUUUUGACAACAGAGGAGGAGGAAAACAUUUUUCUGGAGAGUCCUACCUUUCCAGCGGAGCUCUUAAGCGACUGAUUUUGAAUCUUGAUCCUUUACCAACUAAUUUUGAAGAGGAUACAGUGGAAAUAUUUGGCAUUCAAUGGGUUACUGAAACAGCAUUAGUGAAUUCAUCUAGAGUUCUCUUUCAUCUCUUGAGGCAACAGCUCUACAACUUGGAAACCUUAUUACAGGCCAACUGUGAUUUUGGGAAGAUAUCAACCCUACAUUGCAAAGCAGCCAAUAUUAGGCAGCAGUGCAUAACAUUUCUUCAUUAUGUUAAAGUCUUCAUUUUCAGGUCCCUGCAAGUACAAAAUGCUGAAAGUCAUGUUCCUGUCCAUCCCUACCAGACUUUGGAGGCACAGCUUCCCUCAGUGUUGAUUGAUGAGCUUCAUGGAUUACUCUUGUAUAUAGGACACCUAUCAGAACUUCCCAUUAUUAAUACAGGAGCAUUUGUAAAUCAAAACCAGACUAAGCUUUUCCCACCAUCAUGGCAUUUGUUACAUCUCCACUUAGAUAUCCAUUGGCUAGUGCUGGAAAUUCUUCACAUGCUUGGUGAAAAAUUGAAACAAGUUAUAUAUAGUCAUCAGUUUAUGAAUCUGGCAGGUGACAAUUUAACCAAUGUCAGCCUAUUUGAAGAACAUUGUGAAAAUCUUCUUUGUGAUUUAAUAAGCCUGUCCCUCAACAGGUAUGAUAAGGUAAUGCCUUCUGAAGCAUUAAUGAGUCACCAUUGCCCCUGUCCAUGCAUUAAAGAAUUAUGGGUUCUACUCAUUCAUCUCCUCAACCACAGGAGUAAAUGGUCUCUCUCAGAAUCAUUUUGGAACUGGUUGAAUAAACUACUUAAAACGCUCUUUGAAAAAUCAAAUGACCGAAGAAGACCUUCUGUGCCUGUAAUCCAGCCCAGGGAUCCAUUGGGUUUUAGUUGGUGGAUGAUUGCUCAUGUAGCAUCAUUUUAUCAGUUUGAUCGCCAUGGAAUACCGGAUGAAAUGAGACAAAUGGAAUCAAACUGGAACUUUGUAGAAGAACUGCUGAAAAAGUCCAUCAAUGUUCAGGAUGGUAUACUAGAAGAGCAGUUACGAAUGUAUCUUCACUGUUGUUUGACCCUUUGUGAUUUCUGGGAGCCAAACAUUGCAGUUGUCACCAUUCUGUGGGAAUAUUACAGUAAGAACCUGAAUAGUUCUUUCAGUAUUUCUAGGCUUCCUUUGAAAGGCCUUACAUAUGUCAUUAAGUCACCCUUGUCUAUGCUAGAAAUGGUGAAGACCUGCUGUUGUGAUAAACAAGAUCAUGACCUGUAUAAAUCCAGCAGUAGUUACACUUUUUUCCUUUGCAUUUUGGCAAAAGUUGUUAAGAAAGCAAUGAAGAACAAUGGCCCUCAUCCUUGGAAACAAGUCAAAGGAAGGAUAUAUUCUAAAUUCCAUCAAAAAAGAAUGGAAGAACUAACUGAAGUUGGUCUGCAAAACUUUUUCAGCCUUUUUCUACUGUUAGCAUGUGUGGCAGAGGUGGAAGAUGUAGCAAGUCAUGUUUUAGGCCUCCUAAAUUUCCUCAAGCCUGCCUUUAUAACAUCUCCUCUCAUUUGGAAGGGUCAGAUGGCCUUCCUCUUGAUGUACACCCAGAAAAACCUGGACAUCAGUGUUUUGGCUGAGAUAUUUUCAGGUGCUUUCCGGGAGAAAGCAAAGGAGUUCUUGGUAUCUAAGAAUGAUGAAAUGGGACAAAGACAGACUCUCUGGUCACUUCUUUCCAUAUAUAUUGAUGGUGUUCAAGAAGUGUUUGAGACUAGCCAUUGCUUGCAUCCUUCCCAUGAAAAACUGCUUAAUGAUGGCUUUAGUAUGCUUCUACGAGCUUGUCAAGAAUCUGAACUUAGGACAGUGUUGAGCUUUCUACAAGCUGUUCUGGCCAGAAUCAGGAGUAUGCAUCAACAAUUGUGUCAGGAACUUCAGAAGGAGAAUGUGGACCUCAUUGUGCAGUCUUCAUUAUCGGCUAAAGAGCGCCACCUUGCUGCAGUUGCCAGUGCACUAUGGAGGCAUUUCUUUUCAUUUUUGAAGAGUCAGAGAAUGUCACAGAUAGUGCCUCCCUCACAACUCGCGGAUGCAGCUGCAGAUUUUACUUUGCUGGCAAUGGACUUGCCCAGCACAGCUCCAUCAGAUCUUCAGCCUCAGCCAGUUACAUCAAUGAUACAACUUUUUGGUUGGGAUGAUAUCGUCUGGCCCCAAGUUGUAGCCAGAUAUUUAAGUCAUUUCCUACAAAAUAGCAUGUUAUGUGAAGCGCUUUCUCAUUCAGGCUGUGUAUCUUUUCAAGCCCUAACUAUAAGAUCAUGGAUCCGUUGCAUUUUGCAAAUGUAUAUAAAAAACCUUUAUGUGCCAGAUGACUCGUUCAUUGAUUUAAAUACUGAACAGGCAGUUGAAAAAGACUACAUGGAACAGUUGGCUGAACUGACAAGGUUGCUAUUUAAACUCUCAGAAGUAAAGAAUAUUCUCUCAAAGGCUCAAGUUGAAUAUUUACCUAUGCAAGAAGGCCCUAAAAAAGCACUUGUUCUGUUCCUCGAGGCUGUUGGUAUAACUUACGGGAAUCUGCCGACACUUUCUGAUAAAUCUGCCAUGGUCACAAAGUCCUUAGAAUACCUUGGUGAAAUAUUAAAAUAUAUAAAACCUUAUCUGGGAAAAAAAAUUUCCAGUGCAGGUCUGCAGCUGACUUAUACAAUAAUGGGAACUCUUGUGAAAUCAUGGGCACAGAUCUUUGCCACCUCUAAAGCCCAAAAAUUACUAUUCAGGAUCAUAGACUGUUUACUGCUGCCACAUACAGUAUUACAGCAAGAGAAGGAGCUGCCUGCACCUAUGUUGACUGCAAUUCAGAAGAGUCUUCCUUUGUAUCUCCAGGGCAUGUGUAUCGUGUGUUGUCAGUCUCAAAAUCCAAAUGCCUAUUUGACUCAGUUACUAGGGAAUGUUAUUGAGCAGUAUAUCGGGCGGUUUCUUCCAGCUUCACCACAUGUUUUAGGUCUUGGACAACAUCCUGUUUUGUUGGCAUUGAGAAGCUCAACCACUGUUCCACCGAUGUCAUCUCUAAAGAAAUGCAUUGUACAAGUCAUAAGGAAAUCCUACUUUGAGUUUAAAGGAUCCUUGCUCCCUCCUCGCUUAGCAUCCAUUCUGGCCUUCAUCCUCCAACUUGUUAAGGAAACUAACAUUGAUGUUUCCGAGGUUGAACUGCUCCUCCCAGGAGUAUUAAAAUGCUUGGUGUUGGUCAGUGAACCUCAAGUUAAAAGGCUGGCCACCGAGAACCUGCAAUACAUGGUCAAAGCCUGCCAAGCGGGGUCAGGAGGAGAACCUGCCGCCCAGCUGACUUCUGUGUUUAGGAAAUUUAUCGAGGAUUAUGGUAUGAGAUAUGAUUAUCAGAUUUACAGCAUUUUAGAAACAGUAGCAGCAUUGGACCAACAGGUUGUUAUCCACUUGAUUUCAACCCUUACUCAAUCUCUGAAGAGUUCAGAGCAGAAAUGGGGCCUUGGCAGAAAUAUUGCACAAAGGGAAGCCUAUAGCAAACUUUUAUCUCACCUAGGACAAGUGGGACAAGAUGAGAUACAGAGACUACAAGAUGAUAAUAUUAAAUCUAUUUUGUGAUUCAUCCUCAAUAUUAAUUAUAACUAUCUAAAGUCACUUUGCACCAUUCUGACUCCUACUUUUAAUUAACUGUAUAAUGUUCUGUUAAAAAUACUUUCUAGGAUUUUUUUCCUUUCAUACCUGUAAGUAUAAAGUAUAUAAAUAAGGAAAUAAAAGUUAAUUAAAUAUGUUAUAGGAGCUUUCGAACUUGGUAAAACUGCAUUCUAUUUUGAAGAGGUUUUAGUGAAACUAAAGAAACUUUUCCUAACUGGGAGUGUUAUGUGUGUAUGUCUAAGCAGGUUUGUACUGGUUGAUCCAUGGCCAUUUUACUGUAAUGUGACUUUCUGCCUUGUGAGUAAUUUAUUUCUGUUUUGUUUUUGUUUUCUUAUGAGUUAUAUUUUAUUAUGAUACUAUUUCAAAUUACCUGGCUGCCCUAUGCUGGGUUUUUUUUGGAGGGGUGGUCAGGAGAUAGAACAGUAUAUUUGUUAUCCUUUUUUAUACUAUGCGUGAGGCAAGUUAAUAAAAUCCUUACAAAGCACACUUAACUCUAUGAGGAAUGAGACUGAAUCUGGCUAAAUGAUUAUACAGAUAAUAUGUAUUUUUUUUUAACUUGGGCCAACAGUGUUUAUAUCAAUACUUGGGUUCCAACGGUUGCCAGAUGUUUUCCUCUACUCAUCCUUUCGUUUGGAGUUGUCAUUAAAAGACAGAUCAGGAGGAGGAUAAACAAAAGCCUUUAAGAAAAGAGAAUAAAUAAUAUUCUGGAAAUUUUUAAGUUUAUAAAAUUAACAGAAGAGGUCUGAGAAGUCAGCUGAUUUAUCUCCUUGCUCUUCAAUUAGAGCCUUUUAUAAGCUAGCAUCUUACAUGUUUGAAGGGAGCCAGUUUAGUUUCCUGUAGCAGCUCAUCUCUCAACCCUUUAACUAUUUCAUUCAGAUUCAUUCCACCAGUUGGGCUUUUGUCCUUGACUCCUUUUUCUAAUGAGCAUUAUUUGGUAAAAAGAGCUCCAAUCUUAGUGUUGGGAACCCACCUGGGUCUCAAACCCAGCUCUGCUUUGUGACCUUGAGCAAGUUCUUAACCUUUCUGAGCCUCAGUUUCUUCAUGGAGAAAAAUGAAUAAUAACCCUUUUUUAAAUUUCACAAUGUUCUGGUAGGAAUCAGUGGGAUAAUUGAUUUAUAAUUAUAAUCAUAUAAUUUAAAUGUAUGUGAAAGUAUUUGUUGACCUAUGUUCUGUUUGGUGGUGUACAGACAUGAUCACUCUAUCUCAUGCACAAAGGUGAAGAACACUUCCUAAUUUUGUUCCUCUUUCUCUAAUGGUACGUCCUAGAUGAAGAUCGCACUUCUUUUCAAUGUUUUCUUACAUGUCAUGUUUGCUAAGUUUGAAAUAAUUUAUUGUUUUUUUUCUUGAGUAUCUAGUGUUUAUCAUGGUUCUACUAUUCCUUCAGGAAAACAUUUCAACCCUUUCUGACUCAAGAAGUAUCUUUUAAAAUGAAAUGCAUUGCAGUCGGGAAACUGUAGAUAAUAGCCCUUUCCUAAUUGUAAUCUGUGAAGUCUAAAGGACUUCAUGACAUAUAAAUGGUUUAUUUUCCCCCCAAAUAAACUGUUUUUAAUUCAACAAAUGGGAUGAAUGAAAGCCUCUUUAAGGUUACUAAGACUUCAUAGCAAUGAGUUUCUUGUCAUUACGAUAGUGACUUAUUAAAUAAAUGAUGCAUUAUUUUGCAAGUUGUAGCAAUUGAAAUUUAAACUAUUUAAUGGGAUGCCUUUAAAGAGUUUAUGUGUGUGUGUGUGUGUGUAUAUAUAUGUGUGUAUAUAUAUAUUUUUUCACCCCCAAGGGAAAUUGAUAAAGAUAUCUUGGAGAAUCUUGCUCCUUAGCUUAUGAAACUUUUUAAGGGUUAAGAAAAUCUGCUGCUGAAUCAUGCAUUAGGGUGUAUAGCUGUAGAUACUAAGAAUAACUAAAGUUUAUACAUAAAAAAAUCAGUAACAAGAAAAAGUCUGUAACAAUA